Molecule: messenger RNA, 1268 nt
Organism: Amphimedon queenslandica
Lineage: Eukaryota; Metazoa; Porifera; Demospongiae; Haplosclerida; Niphatidae
Exons: 8
Coding region: 51-1268 (405 amino acids)
Source: RefSeq, a predicted model, not a curated record
AAGAUGUAGUGCGAAAAGCCUCAGGGGCUCACAUUGGAGAUAUUCAUAUUAUGAAUGUCAGUGAUUCACAUUCUAUUGCCAUUACUUGCUUUGUUCCUAUGAGUCUGAUUGGAUCUUUCAUUGCUACUGUUCUUCAAAAUAUAAAACAUUUUCAAUCAAAAGGACUGAGGGAAUUGUUAUUGGAUAACACAAUUAUUUGGGAACUCAACGAUGAGGGACAAAAAUCUAGUACUGAGAAUGGUGUGAAAACUAAAAGCAAAAAAUCAGAGCCGACUUAUUCAAAAAUUGAAGAAGUUAAAAUAGAAGAAGAUAAAGACACAAUUAAAGAAUUGAGGAAACAGUUACAAACUCAGUAUAGAAUUAGCAGAAUGAAGGGACUAGAGAUUGAAGAUUUGAAAGCAAAAAUUAGAAAGAAAGAGGAACAAUUCUCAAAUACUGAGAAAGAGUUAGCAUCAUUGAAGGAACUGUCAGAGACUAGACUACAAGAAAUAGAACAACUGAAACUGAAACUUGAAGACAAUAACAGCAAGAGAUUACAAGUACCAGUUGAAGAGACAUCAGAGAUAAUUAAAGAUGAAUCAUCUGAUGAUGACACAUCAAGUAAUAAAGACAUUGUAAUGAAAUCUGAUGAUAAAUCACUAACAGUAAAUUUACAAGAGGAUGGAAAGGUGGUGUGGAGUCAGAGUAGUGUACAACUCAUUAGACCAUCAGUAGAUCAAUGUAAGGAGGUAAUCAGUAAACUGAAGGAGAAACAUAAGGGGAUUACACUCCGAUACUCAUCAUCUGAUAGUAUACAGGUCCUAAUACCAACUGUAUUGGAGAGAGGAACAAUAAAUCAACUUGCUAUAUACUACUCCUCAUUAUCAUGUGAUGAUGUCCUCUCAUUCUCUUCUCAACUAUCAACCAACAAAUCAUUAACAAAACUAAACCUAAUUCAUGGUUCAAUAAGUGCUGAUGGAGUCAUUGCACUAGCACAAUCACUACAAUAUAAUAAAACACUUCAUUACUUAUAUCUUGUAUAUAAUCCUGACAUCACUUCAGCUUGUGCUCAGUCACUGGCUGAACUUUUACUCACUAACAACACACUCUUCCGACUUCAUCUCCACCAUACUAACAUUGAUACUGAUGGAGUAAUGAUACUAAUGGAAUCACUCAAGACCAAUAAUACACUAAGGGAACUCUGGCUAGACAAACAACAUGAAGAAACUUGUUCUACUUUACCUUAUUUUGAGCAUAUUAAAGACAGAUUGGAUUUUGUAGAAUUUUAA